AUGCCUCCAGUAUUAUUAUCAUUAGCAAAUUCAUAUAAUGUUAGAAUAAAAUUAAAACAUGCAAUUCAAAAAAAUACUAUAUAUACUUGUUUAUCAAGAUUUUAUCAUCCAAAACAAAAAUUUUCAAUAUCCAAAACCAAAUAUCACAACUAUCAUUUCAAUAUUAAUAGAAAAUUAUAUACAGAACCAAUUAGUAUAGAAUACAGCUUAAAAGUAGAUUCUGAUGAUCCAGUAAUAACAAAAAUAUGUGAAAAUCAAAAUUUGUUGAUAUUUAUUGAAGAAUUUAUACAACUUUUAAAAAGCAAAGGCGUUAAUAUUAGUGCAGGUGAGACACCUCCCAUGUUCCAAGUUGCUAGAUUGGCUACAGAUUAUGAAAUUAAGGAAAAACUUGAAGCGUUAGAUAAUGAAUUUCAGAAAGCAGGAAUUCAAUUUGAUACCGAAACUGCUCAAAAGUUUAUGUUGUAUGCUACGAAAGAAUGGAAAACGCAUCAAAACCAAUUAAAGGUUCUAAAUCUUCAGAAUCAUCAUCACCACUAG
Entrophospora candida is the source of this 537-nucleotide messenger RNA. Lineage: Eukaryota; Fungi; Glomeromycota; Glomeromycetes; Entrophosporales; Entrophosporaceae. The record is from the annotation of a GenBank genome assembly.